GUGCUGCAUGAGGAGAGUAACUCAGCGCAAUGUUUACUGUUUCCUAACUUUUGGGGGAAAUGCCCUCAACAAAUGAUUAACUGGCUGCAUGUAAACUGGCUCUCAGCUCUGCUUCGUCUUGGUGAUUUAGUUUGUGACAAAAUGGGUUGGAGAAGAUAUUUUGGCUUUGUUCUCCUGGUUUGGUUUCAACGACUGCAACAUGUGCGGCCGUCGGAUCAGCCUUGUUCAGCCCCCGAACUGAACGGUGGAUAUUUGGUCCCUGAACAGAGCUCUUAUGAUCAUAAAACAACGCUCUACUAUGGCUGCGAUAACGGACGUAAACCAGCAGUUGAGGGCUGGUGGGCGACAAGCACUUGUCUAGAUGGCAUAUGGUCUCCCAAACCACAAUGUAUAGAUGAAACCGCCUGCAUAGAACCACAUAUACCCAAUGUAAAAGAAACCACUAGUGGUUGGUACAAUAAUAAAUACAAAAAGAGGAUAGAAUGUCUUGACGGAUAUGACCUCAAAGGCAACGCUGCCACUACCACAUGUACCAAUGGAACAUGGUCCCCUGUGCUGGUCUGUGAGAAAAAUAUCAAUUCAUGUGAGGAGCCUCCUCAAAUCCCCCACGCAGUGAUCAUUCAUCGGGGAUACCAGGAAAUCUUUCCGGACAGUACAGAAUUGGAGUAUGAAUGUGAGGAUGGAUAUUCUGUGGAUGCCGCAAACUCCAAAGAAUCUCUCUAUUGCAUAUCUGGAAACUGGAUUCCAAGCCCACCAUGCUUGUGGGGGAGAGCAGGUGGGGGGCGCGGUACAUCCACUGGCACUGAGACACAACCUGAAGGACACACCACAUCUGAUGACAGAGGGACACGGGCUGUGGUGAGAGUCACAAAUUGUGCAGAACGCCCCACGGUUGCUAAUGGUGAUGUUGUGGAAAUUGGUGAAAUGUUUUUGAAGUACCAAUGCAACAAUUAUUACAAACUAGUGGGACCAGAGAAAGUGGUGUGUUACAGCAACGGUCUGUGGUCAGAAGUACCCACCUGCAAAGCAAACUUCUGUUCAGUGGACACUGAUCGAGAUCCUAAAUUCAUAAGUGACGGCGUUAAAUUUGUAGGGAAUGGUGAGAAGUUGAGACUGGAAUGUGAGGAAACGGGCAUCUUUGUUCAAUAUUCCGACGGUGUUUGCACCGAUGGAAGAAUUGAAUUUUCGGCCUGUUGUAACCGGCUGCAGUUAAGGACCGGUGUGUGCUAAGGCUGCAUCGCCAAGGGGAAGAAUCUGCUACCUUCAGGACCGGCUACAUCCAGCUAGUGUGCGAAAUGAGAUUACUCAUAGCGAUCUGUUGACAGCAACGUAGUGUAGACUUCUUUGUAGGCUUGAUAAUGCAAAAAUAAGUUCUAAAUAAAUUCUUGGGAUUCCAGCUGUAAUCUUUC
Molecule: messenger RNA, 1409 nt
Organism: Gasterosteus aculeatus aculeatus (three-spined stickleback)
Lineage: Eukaryota; Metazoa; Chordata; Actinopteri; Perciformes; Gasterosteidae
Source: RefSeq, a predicted model, not a curated record